AUGCCACGGCCUUUAGUUGGUCCAGUUGCGUUGCCUCGACCCCUUCCCAAUAAUGGAGGUGGUGCUGGUGCAUUUGAGAUCUUUGAGCUUGGUGGUGGUGGAGGUACAACUCCAGGAGGUUUUGGAGAAGGGCCAGAAGUUCUUGAAGAAGUAGCAGGUGGAGGCGGAGGCGGAGGCGGAGGCGGAGGUGGUCCUUUCGAAGAAGUACCAGAAGCAGCUGUAGGUGCUUUACUAGAAGAGGGAGGGGGAGGAGGAGGGGGUGGCCUAGCUAUUCCAGGAGCCGGAGGUGGCGGUGGUGGUGGAGCUGCACAAACAUUUUGCUGUUUUGCUGCCCCAGAAUUUGGCAGUGGCGGUGGGGGUGGGGGCGGGGGUGGAGCCUGUGAAGGAGACACGCUGCUAAUUCGAGGAGGUGGUGGUGGUGGUGGCGGCGGCGGUGGCGGUGGUGGUGUUGACAUGAUAUGUUUUCUUCCACUUGGCGGCGGCGGCGGCGGCGGUGGUGGUGGAGGCUGUGUAGGACCUACACUGCUAAUCCGAGGUGGUGGUGGCGGCGGUGGCGAUGGCGGUAGCUGUGAAGGACCUACACUGCUAACCCGAGGUGGCGGUGGCGGUGGCGGUGGUGGAGGUGACGGUGAUGAGAGAACAUGUUUACUCUCACUUGGUGAUGGCGGCAAAGAUGAACCAGGUUUCCUACCACUUUGUGGCAGUGGCGGUGGCGGCGGUGGAGGCGGCGGUGGAGCAGGUUGUGAUGAUGGAGACAUGUUACUUGGUAGCUCCUGCAGUGAUUCUAUUAGGGGUUCACUUGGCCCGGUUGCCAACACAGGCGAAGCAAGGGUAGAAGGUACCAUAUGA
Miscanthus lutarioriparius is the source of this 849-nucleotide messenger RNA. The record is from the annotation of a GenBank genome assembly. NCBI's taxonomy places the organism in Eukaryota, Viridiplantae, Streptophyta, Magnoliopsida, Poales, Poaceae.